Messenger RNA from Plasmodium gallinaceum, 492 nucleotides. RefSeq names its product conserved Plasmodium protein, unknown function. Lineage: Eukaryota; Apicomplexa; Aconoidasida; Haemosporida; Plasmodiidae. The transcript is spliced from 3 exons. Bases 1 to 492 code for a protein of 163 amino acids. The record is from RefSeq and is a predicted model, not a curated record.
AUGAGGUUAUAUUUAUUAAUUUUUAUUUAUAUUGUGACAUGUGUAACUGUGUUUUCAAUUAAAAUUCAAAGAAAUAUUCAUUAUAUCAAUAAUAAAAUUUUAAACAAUAUACAAAAAAAAAAUAAAACGUUAAAGAAACAUUUUAAUUUAAAUAGCCAUAAUGAUCAAACGUAUUUACAUAAAAUUCAAUCAAAUAUAACAAAUGUGGGUAAAAAUUUUAGUAAAAGAAUUAACUUUUUUAAGAUAUCUGUAAUCAUAUUUACUUUUAGUUCAUUAAUAGCAGGAUUAUUUUAUAAAAAGCGAGAAAAAGAAAAAAAUGAAAAUGUGGAUAAUUCAAAAAAUUGCGAAAAGGAAUUUUUCAAAUAUAAAUGUGUAAAAUGUAAUUUGGUAAUAUUUCCAGCUAAAGGAAGAGAAAAAAAAUUUUUAAAAGAUAAUUUUAUAUGCCCUAAUUGUGGAGAGUCAAAUAUGGACAAAUAUCUUACUAAAAAAUAA